UUUCGUGCCAGAAACCUUUGCGCGAAAAUGGCGCUCGUUUUUGCAGUCCUUUGCGUUUCCGCCGUGGCUGGGGCGCCCGAUUCGCUAUUUGCCUGGAUUCCUCCCAUCAAGGUCACUGCUGUAAGACCUUAUCAUUCUCACCACCGCAUGGUGGGAGGCGUCGAGGCGGAGCAGUACAAGCACGGCUACCAGGCCACCCUCAUCGACCGAGGCCAGUUCUUCUGCGGCGGCGUCGUCAUCAGUGGCCGGUUUAUCCUGACAGCUGCCCAUUGCGUGCCAGAGAAAAAUAAAACGGAUCUGCAGGUCUUCGUGGGAGCCCACAGGCUGGAGCUGAAGGGGAGAUCCAGGCAAAUCCUCGACGUCGAGAGAGCGUUCGUUCAUCCGAAUUACUCCCUCCGCGCCGGCGUGCGCAGCGACAUCGCUCUCUUGAGACUGAAGGAGGAGAUGGAUUUUAAUAAGCGCGUGUUCCCCAUCAGGCUGCCGACCCGCGACGUGGCCCCGCAUGCGACGCUGGUGGUCACUGGGUGGGGAGGAGACAAACCAGAUUGGAUUCCGCUCCUGCACGAAAUGAAGACCAAAAUCAUCCCGCUGCAGGCGUGCAAGGCGUCCUACCCGUGGGUCACCAGAGCCACAGUCUGUGCACUGGUGCCCAGCGAGUCCGCCAGCACCUGCUCGGGCGACUCCGGGGGCCCGGCGGUACACGAGGGCCGCCUCGUGGGUCUCGUGUCCUUCGGCUCGGAGUCCUGUUCACCGUCAUACCCUCAAGGAUUUACGAAUGUUUACUUUUAUACAGAUUGGAUCAAGAGCUUUGUAAACCAAACAGCCAGUGGGUGCGGUACUUUCGAUCUGUCUUUUGUAUAUAUUGUAUUAGUUUACCUCUUUUUGUGCUGGCUAUAGAAGGAAUUAGCUUCACUUGUGUCUUUAAGAAUGUUGUUCAUUUUGUUUAUCACUGUAUCCUUUAUAUGUUAAUCAAUUAAAAAUACAUCUUGGAAACAUAUUUCUAAGUAUACUUAAGGUAGAGUG
This is a messenger RNA of Penaeus vannamei (Pacific white shrimp), 1023 nucleotides long. RefSeq names its product brachyurin. Gene Ontology annotation, molecular function: serine-type endopeptidase activity. The record is from RefSeq and is a predicted model, not a curated record. NCBI's taxonomy places the organism in Eukaryota, Metazoa, Arthropoda, Malacostraca, Decapoda, Penaeidae. Gene Ontology annotation, biological process: proteolysis.